CCCCCUCCGCGCGGUCGGGGCCUCGAACCGGUGGCCCGACCGACCCCGCGUCUCUCCCCGCCCCCACCGGGCUGCUGCGGUGCAUCCCGCACCUGCCCUUGCUGGUCCGCAUCCCGGGCCCUGCGGCCGCGGUGUGUGCACUCCUUGCACACCCGCCCGGGGACACCCCAGCACUCAACCUCCCGCCUCUGGCGUUGGGUGCACACCCUCCUCUGCCCAGCCCUUGCUAACUUCUGGGAGUUCACCGGCUCUGGGCCCACCACCUUGAAAUGCUCCUGGGUCACCGCUCUCUAUUCUUGUCCCCAAACACGCAUUGCUUGCAGCGCUGCUAGCUGGUGGCCUGACCCUUUACAGGCACCUUUUUUUAUUUCCUGAAGCCCACCUCGUCCCUGGAGAAGACCGGAGCAUUACGCUCCGCUCCGGGUGCAGAGCCUCGGAUUUGGAGAAGCCCCGUCCCUCUCCCCGAGACCAAUCUUCCUCCAGUCCCUUGAGCUUAACCCAUUCCUCUCCAAGGUGUGCUACGCUAGAUGGGCGCCCGGAGAGCAUACUCCUGCGGAGGGCUUUUCCAGGGGAGAUCGUCUAGCCGCUCGAUGGGGAGUCACAGAAGACCGCCUGUGUGUGUCAGAUCCCCACCUCUCUGUAGCAAGAGAAGUAACUACAGCGCCUUCACAGUCAUGAUGAUGAAACUGGUAUUAACUGAGUGGCCCUUAUGGAUUUUUAACUCUAACUCACAGUGAGCCAGCAAGCCAUAUGUUUACAGUUCAACCAAAAACCCUUCGUGUUGCUGCACUUCUUGUGAGAGGUUGAGACGCCUGUUGGUACAGAGUGGAAUACAAGAGUUACUUGCCGUGGAACGCACCUGCAGCAGAGCGAGAAGACGUCUUAAUUUAUCAUUGGAGAGAGAUGAUAGUAUUAUUUAUAUAGGUAGAAUAAAUAUAUAUAUAAAUAUAUAUAUUUUGGUGGUAAUGAAAAUGGCUCCGCAGAAUGCCGACUCGGAAUCUAUGCAAGUACAAGAGCUGCCUGUGCCCCUGCCAGACCCUCAGAAACCCAGAGACCCAGAGGCGGAGACCCAAGAGGAGACCACAAGCGAGGGGUCCAUAGACAGAAUCCCCACACGCCUAUGGGUCAUGCAUGGGGCAGUGAUGUUUGGCAGGGAAUUUUGUUACGCGAUGGAGACAGCACUGGUUACACCUAUACUGUUACAGAUAGGCCUCCCUGAGAAGUACUACAGCCUGACCUGGUUCCUGAGCCCCGUCCUCGGCCUCAUCUUCACACCGCUUAUUGGCUCUGCAAGUGACCGCUGCACCCUGAGCUGGGGCCGCCGGCGGCCCUUCAUCCUUGCGCUGUGUGUGGGGGUCCUCAUUGGUGUUGCACUUUUCCUCAACGGCUCCGCCAUAGGUCUGGCGCUCGGUGAUGUUCCCAGCCGGCAGCCCAUUGGCAUUGUCCUCACGGUGCUGGGAGUGGUGGUCCUGGAUUUCAGUGCCGAUGCAACUGAAGGGCCCAUUCGUGCCUACCUGCUGGAUGUGGUAGACAGUGAGGAGCAAGACAUGGCCCUCAACAUACACGCCUUCUCUGCUGGCCUUGGUGGGGCCAUUGGCUACGUGCUGGGUGGGCUGGACUGGACGCAGACCUUCCUAGGUGACUGGUUCCAGACGCAGAACCAGGUGCUGUUCUUCUUCGCUGCCGUCAUCUUCUCCGUGUCGGUGGCUCUGCAUCUCUUCAGCAUCGAGGAGGAGCAGUACAGCCCACAGCAGGACCGCGGGCCUGAGGAUCCCACCCUGCCCGGCACCAGCGUUCAGCCUGGCGCCCCAGCCCCUGCCUCCCGCCUCAGCUCCCUUGGUGGGGGCAUGCAGGACGGCAGCCCCCCAUUCCCAGAUGAGGUACAGUCAGAGCACGAGCUGUCCUUGGACUACCUCGAUGUGGACAUCGUGCGCAGCAAGAGUGACUCGGUGCUGCACAUGGCCGACGCCACACUGGACAUGGAGCCCCAGCUGCUCUUCCUGCAUGACAUCGAACCCUCCAUCUUCCAAGACGCUUCCUACCCCAGCACCCCCCAGAGCACCAGCCAAGAGCUUCUGAGGGCCAAGCUGCCCCGCCUGUCCACGUUCCUCAGGGAGUCCACCAAGGAGGACGACACCUUGCUUGAUAAUCACUUGAAUGAAGCUAAAGUCCCAAAUGGGAGAGGCUCCCCACCAAUCAACUCCCUCAGCCGCUCCAAGGUAGACUUGAAGCCCUCAGUCACAUCUGGUUCCAUGAGGCGGCGUAGGCACAUGUUUCACAGGCAGGCUUCUAGCACCUUCUCCUACUACGGCAAGAUUGGAUCCCACUGCUACCGAUACCGCCGGGCCAACGCAGUGGUCCUCAUCAAGCCGUCCCGAAGCAUGAGCGACCUGUAUGACCUGCAGCAGCGGCAGCGCUCCCGGCACCGCAACCAGAGUGGGGCCACUGCCUCCAGCGGGGACACGGAGAGUGAGGAGGGUGAGACAGAGACCACCGUGCGCCUGCUGUGGCUGUCCAUGCUGAAGAUGCCCAAGGAGCUGAUGUGGCUCUGCCUCUGUCACCUACUCACUUGGUUCUCCGUCAUCGCAGAGGCUGUCUUCUAUACUGACUUCAUGGGCCAGGUUAUCUUCAAAGGGAACCCGCAGGCCCCCUCCAACUCCACCAAGUGGCAUGCCUACAAUGCUGGCGUGAAGAUGGGCUGCUGGGGCCUGGUCAUCUACGCUGCUACUGGUGCUAUCUGCUCAGCCUUGCUACAGAAGUACCUGGACAACUAUGACCUGAGCAUCAGGAUCAUCUACAUGUUGGGGACACUGGGCUUCUCCGUGGGCACCGCUGUGAUGGCCAUGUUUCCCAACGUCUACGUGGCCAUGGUCACCAUCAGCACCAUGGGUGUUGUCUCGAUGAGCAUCUCCUACUGCCCCUAUGCCCUCCUAGGGCACUACCAUGACAUCAAGGAGUAUGUCCACCACAGUCCGGGGAAUUCCAAGCGUGGAUUUGGCAUUGACUGCGCCAUCCUCUCCUGUCAGGUCUACAUCUCCCAGAUCCUGGUUGCAUCUGCCCUUGGGGGCGUGGUCGACGCUGUGAAUAGUAUCGUUGUCAUCCCCAUAGUGGCCUCUGUAGGCUCUUUCCUGGGCUUCUUGACAGCCACAUUCCUGGUCAUCUACCCUGAGGUGUCAGAGGAACCUAAGGAGGAACAGAAAGGCCUGUCCUCAGGGCCCGCUGGCGAAGGCGAGGGUGGAGCGGGCAGUGAGAAGCCCACUGUACUGAAGCUGUCUCGGAAAGGGGGCCUUCGGGGGCUGGUGGAGACGGAGUCCAUGGUGUGAGCCCCCGCUGGUACAUUCCACACUGGAGGGCAGGGCGCACUGGGGGCUAGGCUUGCCCAUACCAUGCGAGCUGGAGUUCCUUCCCAGAGCACAGUCCAAGUUCAGUAGGUGUUAGGUGUAGGGUAGGUUUGAGCUAUUAGACAAAAAUAUCACACUAAUUUACCUUUCCCACGAUUAAAAAAAAAUCAUUUGAAAUCUUUUUUUAUUGAAAAAGAACUUAAUUUCAGCUGUCUUUUAUUCUGCAGGUAUAUCAUUCUGCAUGUUUUAAAUUGUGAAAUAUUCACAGCAUAGUCAAUAAGCAAUUUAGAAAACAUAAGGGUCUGCAUUUCUAAACCAGUAAUUGGAAGUGCAGAAACUGACUCCCUUGGCAGAUAUCAUCUGAAGGCAGCAGACAGCAGCGUAGUUUCCAGAUUGCCCAGCAGGUGUCUGUUGGAGACACCUUCAGCAUCAGUCUGGUAUUGCAGCGCCUCAGAGUAUUUUUCUGUUUAUUUUAGAAACAGUAUUUUCUUUUUCACAACUGUGGUUUUCUUAGAAGAACAUCAUCUCUGGCGAGUUAGGCUCGCAAUCCUGUGCACAGCUGAGACCACACACCAAAGCUGGGGAAAGGUCCCAGAGGUGUUUGAGCAGAAGGCAGCCAUUCCCCAGGGCAGCCUCCAGACAUCCCACCCAGGGACAGCACCAACCAGUAGGGCUGAAUGUGAACUCUCAGUGUGCCUCCUGCGUGCUUGUGUGCAAGUUUGUCUGUCCAGUCCCUACCCUCGUGCUCUUCCCCAGAAGCCACCACAGGGCAGUUGUUGGCUCCGUGGGACACUUCAGCUUGUCUCUACACGUUUGGCUGGAAAUCAGGCACAGAGCUCCUCCAGGUGAGCAUCGGCUCCCGAGUCCUGCUGCACGGCUACCUCGAGAGUGGGAGACAGUGGCAUCAGAGCAGGGCGCGGGAAGGGGCCGAGCCUACCUCCUACCACAUUGCUGACAUUGAUCCUCGCUGGAACCUAACUGAAGUCUUGCAAGCUCAUCACCUGCUUCUGCUGAUGGUCACUGGAGUGGGAUGAAGGCAAAGAACAGCAAGCAUCCGCCUGAGCAGGCUGCUGACCCAAGAUCCUGCCUGAGCAGGCGGGCUGCUGACCCAAGAUCCGUGCAGUGUCCGCUUUCUGCACACGAGCAGAACUUGGGCUUCAGGGAAGCAGGCUCAGCAAGUGCGGCUGUGGGUAAAGACUUUCCAACGACGUCUCUGUUUAACAACUCCAGUCUCUCGGUCUGCACUCAGGAGAGGGAGAACCUCCCUGGAUGGUACCCAGAUGAAGUCAGAGCCGUGCUCUUGUUGCCUCGGUUGGUGUUUUUACAUAAAGUACUUUAAAGUGCAUGAGAAUCAUGCUGCAAUAUGAGCAUUCUAAAGCAAAUAUAUAUACAUAUAUAUUUCAAGAUGAAAGUAAGCAGUUUUUAAAUAAAUUACUUGAAUUUUCUGUGUCUUCAAAGGAACGCUGUGUUUAUGUCCUUGGCCUGGGCUCUCUUGCCACAUUCCCCACACAGGUGGCACUUUGUCGUCUUUAGUGUUUUAUAUCUGGGAAGCAGAGGCAAGCUCAGGAUACAAGGGUACCUUCCCCUUGCCUGGGUCUUCCCUCGAGCCUAUGCCUGCAGAGAACUGUCUCCACCUUCCAGUGUUUUCUGUGUUCCCCGUUGAGAAUGGAAUUGCAGGUCUCUUUCUUGGGUAGGGGAAGUUGGACUCCCAAACACAGUCCCAGUGCUAAGCCCCCAGCCAGCUCAGCCCCAUCAGCGGGGUGCUCUGUCUCUUUGGGGAAGCAGGCACUUCUGGGCUCCUCCCUCCAACCAGCAUCCUUAGCAGGUCACUCUUGUGCAACAUAGUUUUAAGAUGGUAUUCCCUCAUUCCUGAAACAAAGGACUACAGCCUCUUGUUUUUAGGCACCCUGCUUUUCCACGUUGCCAUAGGAGGACAGAGGGAGGCAAGGACGCAUAGGACACUUAAGUGGGGAAAACCUGGAACCAUCAAAAUGAGUGUGAGGUCCUAGUCACACGCUGCUCACAACACCCCACCCAAAGGCUUCUGCAGACCUUCCCCACUGAAGCUGAAUAACUGACAGGGGGGUUGGGGUCUAGCAGAGACCACACCCAUAGGAGCAAGAGAUAAUAGGAUCGCCCCAAACAGUGGUCCAGACCUUAAAAUGCCAUGGCUUCCACUUACCAUAAUCUGAAGUACCACAAGGACAGUGUUUAUGGCACAGGUCUUGGCAAAGCCACCAGUAAAAUGCUGACAACCAGUAAGAACAGUGAGCCAGAGGCAUGCCUGUUUGUUGCUGUCAGAUCAGGCUGCACAUCUGGUACUUUUUAAGACCUGAGCCUGUUAGAUGUUUGCAUCCAAAGGCCUCUGUCUGUGGGUCUGGCCAGUGUGAGGGCCCUUGGGUUGAGACCCAAGGGUGAUAAUAGAGUUGAUUUCUGGGCUUCCUUGCAGAUAAAUAUAGUGAACCAUGGGCCUUGAGGUGGAUGUUGUCUCAUCCAGGGUACACAAGUAGCCAGGCCCUUUUGCCUAGCCCUUCCCUCACUGAGAUGCCACCAAUGGACAACUAUCAGGGCCACUGCUUCUGUGUUAAAGAAGCCAAGGGAGGAGGGCUGGCUUUGCAGUGGGUGAUGCCAAAGCUUGUAUUGCUCAGACCAGACCAGGUACUUCUGUUUCCUGACUUGGACUUGCAGACCCAGCACUCACGGGCACUGGGAUCCAUCCCAGAGAGUGCACCUGAGUAGCUCUUCCGUGGCCUAUGAUCUCGAGAGGAAAGGUGGUUGGGUUCCGUGGACCCAGGGGACUGGAAGGGUCAAGCAGAUGCCCAUUUGUGGCCAGUGCUGAGGAUGCAAACGGAGGAGUUAGCUUUGUAAUACCUUGGGAUUUAGCCGUGAAAAGCACCUGUGUGGUAGGGGAUUAGCAGGAAUUCCACUGGUCCCAGGCCACAGAAUUGCACGCAGGUUACUAACGGAAGGGAGCCCGCUUCUCUUUCCCGUGAAAGUCAAAACAUUUUUUAAAGUUUGCCUGCAAGAGAGUACAAGCCGUUAAGUGGUCCACAGCCUGGGGGCAGAAUGGCAUGGUGGCACUUCCUGGUAUCUGGAAAGCUAGCUAUGAGACAUUAUCUGUUCUUAGCCUGAGGUCUCAGCUGGAAUAUUCACACCGACAGGUGCACAGCCCUCAGACUCCCAUCCUUGAGAUCCUCAGGGCCCUGUGAGGGACGGUUUGGACAAAGUUGGGAGUGACAGAGCAGGAUCUGGAUAGUAGCCUCCUGGAGUGGCCCAGAUGUCAUAGAAGGUGUGGUGACCCCUCCCAUCAGCUGCAGCCUGGCUGCCUUAUCUCCCUGGUACCACUGGCUUCUGCAACCCAUGGGGUUAAUGGCUUCCUUUGUCUGUGGCCGGUGGUCUGUGCGGGAGCAGCAACCAUGGCUAUGUGUGCUACAGGUCAGUAUCCUAAAACAUCUACUGAAACCGGACGCUCAUCAACCUCACAUGCACCAAACGCCAUGGCCCCCUAGCUGUGCCACUUCCCCCUGAACCUCUGCCUUCAGCCACCAACCAACACCUGGAUUGUGCCGGUGAAGCCACCGGUGGGUCCUCCUCCAAUGGCUGUCACCAGAAACAGGCUUACCCCUCUGCAUGUGAGCUUUCGAGAGUGCCUGGGGACUGCCCAGCAAGGCAGCCAUGCUGUCUGCUGGACUGACUUAAAACAGGGCAGGCAGGGGGCGUGCACAUCCAUAUCUCAUCACCACUUCAUGAAAAGCCAGCAUCAUGGUGGGAAGCCUGAGAUAGCCCCUCUGACAGCAACCCUUGGGCCUCCAGGAGCACAGAGCAGCCUGGGCGUCCCAGCUGCCUCCCUGCUGCCUCCUGAAGGUCUUGUGCUGGGACCCAGUAGCAGGAAGAACAGUUGUUAGAAAGGCCUCGGCACAAUGGCACUCCCCAGGCACCUCGGAACAAAAAAAACGAUUUAGUUCCUUUGUGAACUGGAAACAGGACAACUGUUAUCAACUUAUUAAGUUGGAGCACUGUAAUAGCUCUUGCUGAUUUUUAGCAACAGUUAAGUGUGUGUUAAACACAUGUUACGAUUUAUGAAGAAACAGAUUCUAGAGAGAGUACUAUCACACACGACGACUUUGUUUUUUACUAGGUGGAUAUUGAUGUCUGCUGCUGUCCAGAGCCCCUCUAGGGCUUUGUCCUUUCUUUGUCACAUGCUGGGCUACUGGUCCCUGUACAUCGCUCGGUGUGUAUGGCCUGACUCCUUCCUGCCAGGCUAGUGUCUCCCUGCCGCUAUUGCUGUUACACUGUGGUUAAUUCAAUAAAUGUUACCAUUGCAGAUGA
Molecule: messenger RNA, 7670 nt
Organism: Mus musculus (house mouse)
Lineage: Eukaryota; Metazoa; Chordata; Mammalia; Rodentia; Muridae
Gene: Slc45a4
Product: solute carrier family 45, member 4
Exons: 8
Coding region: 966-3323 (785 amino acids)
Biological process (GO): spermine transmembrane transport; polyamine transmembrane transport; sensory perception of pain
Cellular component (GO): plasma membrane
Molecular function (GO): polyamine transmembrane transporter activity; transmembrane transporter activity
Source: RefSeq, a predicted model, not a curated record